GACUUGAAUAGGCGAACAUCAGCUACAAACCACUAAAUAAUACUCGACAUGGCAGCACUGAUCGCCCCCCAAGAGCCUAAAGUCUGGUUCGUCACCGGCGCAUCAUCUGGCUUCGGCCUCGAAGUCACCAAAGCUGCCCUCGCGCGCGGCGACCGCGUCUUCGCAACGCUCCGCACGCCCUCAGCUCUCGCGGACCUCCAAGCGCGCUACCCGCCCACCCAGCUCUGCGUGCACAUCCUCGACGUCACGCACGAGCCCGCGAUCGGCCCCGCGUUCGACGCGGCCAGGAGCGUCUUUGGGCGCGUCGACGUUGUGCUCAACAACGCGGGGAUAUGCGUCGUGUCCGAGGCGGAGGGCAUAUCGGAGGCGAUGGCGCGGAAGCAGUUCGAGGUAGUGUUCUGGGGUGCGUCGUACGUCACGCGGGAGGCGGUGCGGACGUUUAGAGAGCAGAAGCCGUCCGGGGGGAAGCUGUUGCAGGUUGCGUCGAGGACGAGCAUUGAGGCGACGGCGGGGGUUGCGCAUUAUGCUGCUGCGAAAUCAGCUCUUGAAGCACUGACGGAAGGCUACGCACAAGAGGUUGAUAAGGGAUGGAACAUCUGGUUCACAAUCCUCGAACCAGCGCUUUUCAAAACCGGCUCACCCGGCACAAACAUCCUCGAGCCCCCGCACCCCGCAUACAGCAACCUCGACCUGCCCGUGAGCAAGUUCCGGGCGGGAUACCCCAACGAGGGCAUCUUCACCGGCGACCCGCGCAAGUUCGCAAAAGUCGUGCUCGACCUCGCGGACGUCACCGACGAGCGCGAGUGGCCGUUCCGCGUGCCGCUGCACCGCGUCGCACUGGACGCGGCGAGACGCAAGGGCCAGAAGUGGCUGGAUGCGGCGGAGAGGGAGGGGUGGAGGUCGGAUGAUAUCUACAUUGACAAGGCGAGUGCUUAACGGGUAUGAUCAUGAGCGUGUAAUCCACCGUUGUACAUCAUCCUAUCGCACUCACUUUGUGUGCGUUGUUGCGUUCGACCUAGGGCAAGAACAGAUGCUACGCUCCUCAACCGAGCUUCAGAGUAGUGGGGAGCUGCCGAGGAACGAGGAUAGACAUCAGGGUCUACCACUCUGGAUACUAGGUUGCAUCUCGCACUACUUAGGUAUUGGCGCGCUGUGACGCUAUCUCAUCAGGAAGACCAGAACGACGUGGAGUCACCAACCCGUCAAGUGUAAUGACGAUAGUCAGGUAGGGGUGCGAACGCUUGGUAAGGUCCAGAAGGCUAGUCAUCUGGUACCAUGUGAAGACUAUCGCCUGAUGGUCAUAAAACCAUUUCCUUUCAUCUGUACAACACCAACAACAUGCAUGCGCGUCAGUCACUUUCUUGCGGAUGCCAGCUACGUCAAAACGGCUUUCGCUCUGCCAUGGCAAUGACUAGCUUUGUGAUUCACUCAACGGUGCGUGUUAAAUACUAAUCUCGUCAAUAAUUAUCGCGCUUGUUUCAAUAAUACAUGUGUUACAGGCUGUUAUACGCUUCGACUAGAGUUGCUGAUCGUCAUAUAUAGACUGCAUCGCGUCGUAAUGUCCGCUCCCAACGUUUAGCAGUUGUUGGGACCGCAGGAGCCCUGUCGCAAAAAGCGGUAGCUCUGGUCGUUCGAAUUCAACGUCUUGCAGAACCCAGUCGCCGUGAAGUCGAAUCCGACGUUCUGGCAUGUGCAUGUGCCGUCGCCCGACGUGAUCACAAGGCACCACUGGUUGUCGCCCGUCGUGCCGAGGCCGGUGUUGGGGAUGUAGACGGAGCCGCGACCGGCCUCACCGAGACAGCCGGUGUUGCGGAUGUCGACGCCCUCGCCGCCGUUCUUGGUGCAGCUUCCGUCUAGAAACGCAUGUUGGCGUAGAAGUCAGCCUUGGCGGGCAUGACGAGUCCGAGGGCGGCGACGAUAGCGAAGGCAGCAGUUCGGGUAACGUACAUGAUGAAGAUGCUGAGAUAGAGAGGUCGGUUGGUUUGGUGCGUUUAUGUGAGGUGAGCUGAGUGAAGAGAGAUGUUCUUGAUGCUGGUCCAUCGAGGAAGUCUGAGGGCUUUUUAUACCUUUUCUCCGUCGCAGCUUUCUACAAGGAGAUCGCACAAUGCACGCAUAACUAGGCGGUAUGCACGUCCAGGGCUCGACUUAUCCAGUAAUUCGUAAC
Molecule: messenger RNA, 2164 nt
Organism: Coniophora puteana RWD-64-598 SS2
Lineage: Eukaryota; Fungi; Basidiomycota; Agaricomycetes; Boletales; Coniophoraceae
Product: NAD(P)-binding protein
Exons: 7
Coding region: 49-936 (295 amino acids)
Molecular function (GO): oxidoreductase activity
Source: RefSeq, a predicted model, not a curated record